AUGGUGUAUGGGGGCAAGCCAAGUACCGGAUGUUACCUGUGUCGCAAGCGGAAGAUAAAGUGCGAUGAAGCACACCCGGAGUGCCGGAACUGCAUUAUCUAUGGCCGCCCAUGUCCAGGGUACCGGCCGGAUGCUGUCUUCCGCAACGAGACCAGGAAGGUCGAGCGGCUGAUGAAGAGCAGUGCCAACGUAAAUACCCGCAGCAAUACCUCCACGCAAGGCAGCUCCUCAACCUCGGACUCAUCUAUAUCAGCCGUCUCGCACCGCCGACGCGCAAGCUCACAUGGAAGACACCAUGGCAAGGCUACCUUGACACUAUACUCGCCCACUGACUCCAGCUGGGAACAACGAGCACUGUGCUACUUCUUCGACCAGUACACCAUCAAAGCCGAUGCCGAGGAAGGCGGACAUCUCGACUAUCUGCCCCCGCUGUAUGCGCGCGAGCUCGGGCGCCAGAGCGAAGCGCCGUCUUCCUGUUUGCGGUGGGCGGUCGAGGCUACGGCCCUGAUGACUCUCGCUAAUGCUAAAAAUGCCCCGCCUCUCAUGAUCAAGGCGCGGCAAGGCUAUGGGCGGGCCUUGCGUGGUUUGCAGGAGGCGUUAGCAUCGCCGGCUAAUGCGGUUAAGGAUGAAACGUUUGCUUCGGUUGUUUUGCUUUCACUGUAUGAGGAUAUCUCGGGUGAACGGAAUGGGUUGUUCAGCUCGCAUACAGCCGGCUUUGAGUUCUUGACGAAGCUCCGUGGAAACACACUGAUUGGUCAUCAACGUGGUCGAGAUAUGCUUACUUUUGCUUAUGCCCACACGUAUGUUGAAAUCCUCGCACUGGGAGACAGGCCCCGCUUCGAUAACGAAUGGGUCCUCGGCAUGCUAGACAUCAACAUACCAGUCGAGCGGCUCAUGCUCACUGCAUCAAAGCUCUGCCAGUUAUUUGUACAUAUAAGGUUUUCACCAAAGCCCGCAGACCAAGCAGCCGUCGAAUCAUGGAUCGCGUCCGGCCGCGAGUACGACAUCGAACUCUCCCAGUGGACACAAACCCUCCCAGACCGCUGGCUCCCACUAGUCGUCUACUCAGCACAGGGCGAGCCCCUUCUAACCUACAACCGCCUCCACAACGCCGUGGUCUGGAACUACUACCGCGCAGUGCGCGUGAUGAUACAACAGCUUCUCCUCGGCCUAAAUAGCACACUUGUCUCCAUCAAAGCGGCCAACAAGCAAUUCUCCAGUCCCGAGGAUACCAGCAGUUCUGAGCCCGAGUCCGAGUCCGUUCUCGACGAGCCAGCUCUGAGAGCUAUCAUCCGCGAAAUGACCACAGACGUCUGUCGCAGCAUCCCCUUCGCACUCUCUGACGUCGACUCCCUCGGCCGUCCGACUAAAUCAGAUGGCGCGUGGCAAAUGCGCGCUGCACAGGGCUAUGGCUUGCUCUGGCCCCUCUGGUAUAUUCUCUCCUCCGGCAUGCCGACUCCGUCGCAGGUGGAGCUCAUUCGCACUGUGCUGUCUCGUGUCGGAUCCACGCUCGGCAUUAAAUUGGCUUUGGUUCUUGCUCGUGAGGCGGAGCGUAUCCGCGGAGAGCGACAUGACACUCAAGGUGAAAUUCUUGGUCGAAACUUCCCACGCGGUGCGUGCAAUCUUGGUAACCAAACUUGA
This is a messenger RNA of Penicillium mononematosum, 1641 nucleotides long. RefSeq names its product putative C6 transcription factor. The transcript is spliced from 3 exons. Lineage: Eukaryota; Fungi; Ascomycota; Eurotiomycetes; Eurotiales; Aspergillaceae. Gene Ontology annotation, molecular function: zinc ion binding; DNA-binding transcription factor activity, RNA polymerase II-specific. The record is from RefSeq and is a predicted model, not a curated record. The coding region runs from base 1 to 1641 and encodes 546 amino acids. Gene Ontology annotation, biological process: regulation of DNA-templated transcription.